CCUCGAAUAUCCUUAGAAGAGCGAGGACGGCUUCGGAACGGGUUUCAAAGCCGGUAGGUAUAACAUAUAACAUGAUCUUGUAGCCAUGGAAUAGAGACGACUCAUGAACAUUACAAAACAUAUUCCGGCAGUAACAUAUAUAUCUCUUACAAGUCAAGAAACAUGGCGCCUCUGCUAGCAAGCAGUCCCCUCAACUGGGCGUUGAUUGGCGUAUCACUCACUGUCGCAUUCGUGAUAGGCAAGGCAUUCUAUAACAUCUUUCUCCAUCCUCUCCGAUCUUAUCCCGGACCUUUUCUUUGGAGAGUCUUCCCCAUUGCUAGAUAUGCUCGGCUGGCGCAUGGAGAUUUGCCUUUUUACAUGAAAGAAUUACACGCCAAAUAUGGACCCGUUGUGCGGAUAACACCGAACGAACUUGCGUUUUGCGAUCCCCAGGCAUGGAAGGACAUCUACGGCCACCGUUCCGGAGGCGCGCCGGAGCUGCCUAAGUACGAGUAUUUCUACCGCGCCGUGGACAACAUUCCGAGAGGUAUCAUCAAUGCAUUCAGAGAUGAACACGCCGCCUUGCGCCGCCAGCUGUCUCAUGGGUUCUCCGAGCGAUCGAUGCAGCUUCAGGAGCCUAUCAUUGGAUCGUAUGUAGACUUGUUGAUUAAUCGACUUCAAGAAAAAUGCCAGGGAAAUGCCGCUGGUGUCGACAUGCGAGAGUGGCUGAAUUGGACAACCUUCGACGUCAUCGGAGAUCUGGCCUUCGGUUCCGCAUUCGGCUGCCUCGAAAGUUCCGACUACCACCCGUGGGUCAGGCUUGUAGCCAAUUCGGUACAGCAAACCGCAUUCAUGCAGAUAAUCUCCGGUUUAGGAUUUCGACCUAUCACUCGCGCUCUUCUGAAUAUGAAGAAGAUGGCAAUUACGGACAACCAAAAAUUAGUCAAGGAGAAGUUGGAGCAGAGGAUAGAACUCGGUGUCGAGAGACCUGAUUUCCUCGAGUCGCUUAUUAAGAAGAAGGAGGCGGGCGAGAUGAGCUUCAUGCAGAUCGCGGCUAAUGCCGCUACUCUCAUCGUAGCCGGAAGCGAAACGACGGCGACUCUUCUCAGCGGCGCCUUAUUUCUUCUGACAACUAACCCGGAUAAGCUUGCAAGACUCACCAAGGAGGUCCGCACAUCGUUUAACAACGACGACGAGAUCACCUUGACUUCGGUUGGAAAGUUAUCGUAUAUGCUGGCUUGCCUCAACGAAAGUCUCCGAGCCUACCCUCCCGUCCCAACCGGAAUGCCGCGACAAUCUCCAAAAGGUGGCUGUUUUAUCCUAGGAAAAUUCGUUCCAGAAGGCACUGUUGUAGCGGUCUGGCAAUACGCGAUAAACCACCACUCGGAAUUCUGGACCGAGCCUAACACUUUCGCACCAGAGCGAUUCUUAGGCGACCCGAAAUUCAAGAGCGACCAGACCGACGCGAUGCAGCCAUUCAGCGUUGGCCCACGUAACUGCAUCGGCCGCAAUAUGGCUUACGCCGAGAUGCGGCUUAUCCUGGCCAGGAUCAUUUACAACUUUGAUAUGGAGAUUGCAGAGGAUAGUCGACAAUGGUUGGCGACCCAGAAGGCGUACACGCUGUGGAAAAAGCCGUCGUUGAAUAUCAUUAUGAAGCCUGUUGUUAGGUGAACUAGAUGAUUGUGAUAUAUGUGAGAUAGGAAAGAUAAUGGCAGGCCUUCAGAUUGAUAGUGGCUUUGUAGCCUCGCUCUUCUCUAUCUAUGUAUACUUAUUCAUGGCAAUAUUGGGUUGGGUGGGAUGGAAAGGGUUUAGUUAGGAAUUCCACGGUGUUUUAUCUAAAUUGGACCGGGGUGCGGCCUCUAUCCGCUCCCCCCUUAC
Annulohypoxylon maeteangense is the source of this 1857-nucleotide messenger RNA. Its product is annotated as cytochrome P450 ClCP1. The transcript is spliced from 4 exons. The coding region runs from base 163 to 1650 and encodes 495 amino acids. The record is from RefSeq and is a predicted model, not a curated record. NCBI's taxonomy places the organism in Eukaryota, Fungi, Ascomycota, Sordariomycetes, Xylariales, Hypoxylaceae. Gene Ontology annotation, molecular function: oxidoreductase activity, acting on paired donors, with incorporation or reduction of molecular oxygen; monooxygenase activity; heme binding.